AUGGCAGGUGGAGGCCUUCUAAGCGGCCUUCACGCCCAGCUCCAGGGCGGCACUGCGAGCCCCUUCGGAAGUGGCGGGAGCAUCAGUAGCCCAUUCGCCGGAGGCGCCAAGGGAGGACUCUUCGGAGGCGGCGCCAGCACGGAGGCCUCGGGUGGCUCAGGCGGCGGCCUGCUCGGAGCCCUGGGUGGCACCAGCAGUUCCGGGUUGUCCGGGGCCUUUGGUGCCAGUACAGCCGGCGGCUGGGGUCUCGGAGCAGGCUCGGGCGGAGGCUCGGGCGGGGGCCUCUCCGGCCUCUUUGGUGGGGGCAGCACCACGCCUGCCUGGGGAUUGGGAGCUGGAGGCUCUAGCUCCGCCUCUGGGAUGUUUGGGGCUGGUGCUUCAGGUGGGUGGGGCCUUGGAGCGGGUGCGGCAACAGGCUCAGCCUCGUUUGGAGGAGCUGCUGGGAGUGCCACAAUUUCGCCGUUCGGAGGCGGUUCCUCUGGCUCCGCAGCUUCGCCCUUUGCCGGCGGUGCUUCGACGGGCUCUGGAUUGUUUGGAGCAGGAAGUUCUUCAAGCUCCACCGCUUCGCCGUUUGGAGGCACUUCAACGGGCUCCGGCUUGUUCGGCGCAGGAGCUUCUUCGAGCUCGAGCACUUCCCCGUUUGGAGGAGCCUCCACGGGUUCGGGCUUGUCCGGAGCCUUCGGCGGCGGUGCCUCCACUGGAUCUGGCUUGUUUGGAUCAGGAGGUUCCGCAGGCUCCACAGCUUCGCCCUUCACAUCUGGCGCCAAUGGCUCGGGCUCGUUCGGGACAAGUGCACCCUUGGGCUCCGGUCCCGCAGUGGAACAAGGCUCGUCUGCCACAAGCGGGCUGUCUGGAGUGCUUUCCGGACUUUCUGGCCGCCCUGAAGCUGCCGAAUCUGGUGUGAGCGAUGGUGUGGCAGGCGCUCUGGCGAAGAGUGCCGCCAAGGCCCCGCCGGCCAAAGCUGGCACAGACCGGCCGCCACCCCCCGUGGCGAUCCAGCCGCGACUGACAGACGAGGAGCAUAAGCUCGUCGACGAGCUUUUCCGAAACUGGGAAGGCCGCAUCAACCAACAGGCCAAGUCCGUGAAAGCGGCCUGCUCUGCUGCAUUGGAGGUGGAAAAAGAGUACACCGACGUCUACGAGAAGGUCCAGGCUCUCAAGGAAGAGCGCGAGGAUCUCUCGCGCAAGCAGGAAGUGGCCGAGGGCUCCAUGCAGCUCAUACACGAGCAACAGGACCUCUUGGCGAAACUGCUGGAGCAACUGGAGAUGCAGCUGGAUCUUGGCUCGACCUUGCAGACAUCGCGGAGCAUGAUGAGGCUUGACGACCGCGCUGUGGCACUGGAAACCCAGCUGCAGGAGCUCACCUUUCAGGUGCGGCAGCUGGCCGAUGCGACCAUUGCCUUCGAGGCCGAGGGCGGCGGGGAUCCCCUCGACCAGGUUUCCCACCUCCUGGCUGCACACUCUAGCGAGCUGGAUGCCGUGCAGGAGCGGCUCGAUGCCACGGAGAAGAAGCUCAGGAUAGUCGAGGGCUACGUGUGA
Molecule: messenger RNA, 1539 nt
Organism: Symbiodinium natans
Lineage: Eukaryota; Dinophyceae; Suessiales; Symbiodiniaceae
Source: the annotation of a GenBank genome assembly